Molecule: messenger RNA, 582 nt
Organism: Gregarina niphandrodes
Lineage: Eukaryota; Apicomplexa; Conoidasida; Eugregarinorida; Gregarinidae
Product: 60S ribosome subunit biogenesis protein NIP7
Exons: 2
Coding region: 1-582 (193 amino acids)
Biological process (GO): ribosome assembly
Cellular component (GO): nucleus
Molecular function (GO): RNA binding
Source: RefSeq, a predicted model, not a curated record
AUGCGGACAUUGGCCAAGGAUGAAUUGAAGGUGGUAGAGGCCAAGCUAAAGGCAUAUAUGGGAGAUAAUGUAGAGGCAUUCCUUCAGAACCGUUUGCUCUUACAUCGAUGUCGAGUAUUUGUGGUUCCUGAGCUGGUGUACCGAUAUUCGAGUAUGAUUCCAAGGAGUAAGAUGUUAACUAUGGGUACUUGUUUGGGCAAGUUUACUAAGACCAAAAAGUUCCGCUUACAAAUUACCGGUCUUAAUUAUUUGGCGUAUUACACGAACAAUAAAGUCUGGGUCAAGCAGAAUGCGGAAAUGUCCUUUCUAUAUGGUAAUCAUCUAAUUAAACGACACAUCCAAAAGGUUCAAUUAACUCCGAAUGCCGGUGAGGGAGAUAAUCAUGUAGGCUGCGUCAUUUACAGCACCAUCAAUGACGUACCUCUCGGCUUCGGAAUCAUUAACAAAAAUUAUAAUCAGGUCAAAAACACUGACGCCAUUGUUGCCUACAAUCAGGGCGACAAUGGGCUCUACGUCAGACAAGAGAAAGAAAUUUUCGGCCUCUCCACACCGAAUGAUCUUAGAGAACAUGAUAACGAAUGA